This is a messenger RNA of Girardinichthys multiradiatus, 3275 nucleotides long. Its product is annotated as receptor for retinol uptake stra6-like. Bases 141 to 2171 code for a protein of 676 amino acids. NCBI's taxonomy places the organism in Eukaryota, Metazoa, Chordata, Actinopteri, Cyprinodontiformes, Goodeidae. Gene Ontology annotation, cellular component: plasma membrane. The transcript is spliced from 17 exons. Gene Ontology annotation, biological process: vitamin A import into cell. Gene Ontology annotation, molecular function: retinol transmembrane transporter activity; signaling receptor activity. The record is from RefSeq and is a predicted model, not a curated record.
UUCAGGGUGUACAAGCCAAAUUUUUCACAGGCACAUUGGUGCACCAGCAGAUUAUUAACCGACAGUUCUUGAGAGAAAAAAAAAUCCUCUGGAUCCUUGUUUGUCUACUUCACCUGUUUGAAAACACCCAAACAGCAGAGAUGAAUCAGAGCAAGACUGAGAUUGAGCCUUUUCAGUAUUCCAACUAUGACUACUCUGACUGGUACUCCAACCCAGAGCCGACCAAACUUCCGAAAGAAGUAAUCUUACCCUGUGACCCAACUGCAGAUGAGCGGUACUUCCAUAUAUGCAUGCUGUCAAUAUCUUUUGUGAUGAUGCUGAUCCUGGCAGUUCUCACCAAAAAAAACAAGUUGUGCCAGGGGUUCGCAAGAGGGUCAUCCAGCAUUUUCAGUCCAGCUAAUUUCCUGGACCAGACUCAACAGAAGGGCCUGGUCAUGGCUGUGUUUGGACUGGUCUUCAGUAAGCUGGCCAUGCUGAUGAUUGCCCCAGACCCACUGCCAUUCAUCAAAGAUACACCAGCGGGCAUUAAAGAGUACAUGAAGAUAAUUGCCAUUUUCUACUAUCCGGUCCUGUACUAUCCUCUGCUGGUGUGUGGCACUCUGCAGCAAAGUGCAGGUUAUGUGUUCGGGGCGCUUCUUUCCUUCACUCACUUUGGGGUUCUGGUGUGGCAGAAGUUUGACUGUCCAAAGACACCAGAGAUCUAUAAGUACUAUUCCCUCCUUGCAAGUCUACCACAGAUGGCCUGUCUGGCAUACCUUUGUGUUCAGUUUCCUGUGCUGUUUGUAAAAGGACCAAAGACUGAGGAGGACCUGGACAGCAGCUACUACACCGACUAUGUCAAGUCACUUCUCAAGAAAAAGUCCUCGACUGUUAGCUCUUCAGUGACAGAUAAACCGUCACUGGUAGAGAGAAUACUGGAGGUGCCGAAGAGUUACAUUUAUUUACCUGAAAAAGUGUUUCAGUUCCCACUGACGCUGGCAGUGUUGUCUUUUGUUACCUGUGUGGCCAUCUAUCACACCGCGCUGUUAUUGGUUGUCCUGGUGGUCCCAACGCUUCACAUAGUCCUCGCUGGAAUCGAUGAAAACAUCGCCUUCCUGUUGCUGGGAUUUGGGAUCGUCCUGUCAGACGACAGGAUGGAGGUUGUCAGAAUUGUGACUUUCUACACUUGGUUGCUGGAAGUGUGCUACCUCUGUGCAAUGACGCUGUCUUGUUUGGCCAGUCUUGUAAUGCUUAUGAGGUCCAUGGUUCUUCACAGGACAAACCUAAAAGGACUGUACAAGGGAGAUGUGUACAAAAAUUAUAACAGUCAAAAAACCAUCAGUCCAUCCAGAUCUGGUGUUUUCUGCCUGAUGGGUCUAACUGGAUACCAGGCUGCAAUCGUUUGCCUCGGAAUGGCAAUCCAGACCCUUGUGUUUUUCAUCUGCUUCUUGUUUCUGGUAUUUUUAAUCAUCAUCCCUAUUUUUUACGGCCGAAACCUAAUCGUUUUUGAAGUUGCUGGGAAGUCAUGGCCAGCCUGGGUGAUGGUCAUAGUGGUCUCAGCGCUUCAACAUGUGACCGCUGAGUUUUUCUUCAUCAAAAAGGAUGCUGGCACAACAGAUUUGAAUAAAAGAGAGAGUCUUUUUCUUCUCACCUACCUUCUGUUUGUGGUCAACAUUGUGGUGGGAUUGGUUGUUGCUAUUUGGAGAGUGGUGAUAACAGCUUUGUACAACAUUGUCCACUUUGGGCGGGUCGACAUUAGUCUCCUUCACCGCACUGCAGAGUACUAUGAUCCAGCAUACAGAUACUACACUCAGUUCCUGAAGGUGGAAGUCAGUCAGUCUCACCCUGUGCUGAAGGCUUUUUGUGGACUGUUGCUGGACAUGAUGGUUGAGGUUGGCAGGGCCGGACAGAAAGUACGGGAUGCAGAAGAAGGAGUCCAGGAGAACAGACCCAACAAGGCGGCCAGCAGUCAGAGGAUUUGUGCUCGCUGGCAGCUGCUGUACACGCUGGUGAACAACCCAUCCCUGCUGGGCUCCAGGAAACACUUCCAGACACUGCAGACGUCCGAGAGCGUCCGGAAUGGCACGCCCAACUGCACUUCCAAGCAGGGCAGCAGGAAAGAGUCAGGAAAGGUGGAAGCAGAGCCUGUGCAGUCCCCUGAGAGCGCAUCUAGUCAAGAUAAAACUGAAUGAGUGCAUUGGCCUGUGCGGCAGAGUCAGUAAUAUAUUCCAAUUAAAAUAAAUUAAGCAUGUAAUGCACUGAACAGGGGAACAGACGUUAUUGUAAGAGUUAUAAAAUUAGCUUUAUUACACAGGAAUUAAUGAGGAUUAAGUUUUGGCCUAAUUGAUAUACUUAGCUUAACAGAAUUUGAUCAAGAAGAAUGUGAUAAGGAGUUGGUUAAAUUGAAUUUACUCCCUGGCUCACUCUGUGUGGUCCUUAUUAUAAGAUGUUAUGACUCCAGUCAUUGUGUUGUAGUCGGUGUAUGUGCUGUAGAAACUGUUUUAGGCCCUAACUUUAUGUAACAUGAACAAUGGCCACCUCUUAAUGACAUUUAAAUGAUAAUAUAAUGAAUUGCAUGUAGAGUGUAGGUAGCUUCUUAAGUUAAGGGGCUACUUUGUGCUUACAAGUCUUCCAUUUUUAUCUAUGUCAGUAAACCCAUGCAGAAUUAUUUUGUCUGUAAAUGUUUACAGACAUGCUACUAUAUUCAAACCAGGCCUUCAUUGACGAGUUUGGAUCAGUUCUAAGAUUGAACAGGCUGCAGGAGGAGAUUGAUUGUUUUUAUUUUGCUUAUAAGCAGUCAGUCUUACAUUUUCGUCCAUAGGUAUUGGCAUCCCUGAUGUUAAUACUUUAAAGAACUCACUUGGCCAACAAGACAGUACUUCUCCUAUAACAUUUGACAAGAUUGGAGCAUACAGAGUUGUGGUCCAGAGUCCUGAGUCCACUCUGCUCUUUAGCUCACCCCACAGGUUUCUAUAAGAUUUAGGUCUGUGGACUGAGAUGACCAUGGAAGAAGGUGGAUUUUGUGUCUGGUGAGCCAUCACCAGACACAAGAGAGUUGGUUGCACUGCUGCACACGCUUUGAAGGGAACGUAAUGUUUGUGAGAGCUUUUAAAAGGCAGAAGCUGGUCCAGGUGCGGAACGGUGAUGAAUUACCAAACAAUCUAUGCUUUUCCUCAGUGGGGUAGAUGUAGUAGAGGGCUAUGAAACAGAACAUUCCUGGGGUUUGUUCCCAGGAGGUGGAGGUGUGUCCACCUGAUAAAAAAGUGGUUCAGAAUAAAAGUUUGGUUUACCUUGAA